This is a messenger RNA of Marmota flaviventris (yellow-bellied marmot), 2802 nucleotides long. The record is from RefSeq and is a predicted model, not a curated record. Lineage: Eukaryota; Metazoa; Chordata; Mammalia; Rodentia; Sciuridae.
CCAGGGAGACAGGGCCAUGUGGCUGUCCCCAGCUCUGCUCCUCCUCUGCCUCCCAGGCUGUUUGUCUCUGUGGGGCCCUGACUCUGUGACCGGCACCGUGGGAAGCUCUCUGAGCCUGCAGUGUCACUAUGAGCGGGCAUACAAGGGAUAUAGCAAAUACUGGUGCAGAGGACAACAUGACACCGAUUGUCACAGUAUUGUGGAGACCAAAGGAGGAGAGAAAGUAGAGAGGUAUGGCCGCGUGUCCAUCAGAGACUCUGCUGAUGACCUCACCAUAACAGUGACCAUAGAGAACCUCAGUGAAGACGAUGCUGGAUCAUAUUGGUGCAAAAUUCAGACAAUAUGGAUCCUGGAUAUAUUUUCGCGUGACCCCUCCUUCCAAGUCCAGGUGUAUGUUAGCCCAGCCACUCCCACCCCCUGGGUGACCACAGCGCCCAUCACGUCUGCUUUGCUGAGAGUGAGCAGUGGGCAGAACGACAGCAUCGAGGACGUGCUGGCCCCCCACUCCUGGUCCCUGCUCAGCAGUGUCCACUUCCUGCUUCUCGUCUUCUUGAAGGUGCCCCUGCUUCUGAGCAUGCUCAGUGCUGUCCUCUGGGUGAACAGGCCUCAGAGGGCCCCUGGGGGUGGACAGAGACUGCUUGUUUGGAACCUCUACAGUGCGCCACCCCAGAAAUGCCCUGCGUAAGGACGAAGCUCCUUCGGACUGUACGAGAAGGACUUUUGACUCUGGACUCCAGGGCGGGGAGGCAGCAGUCACCAGCUUCUGUAGGGACUUCUGUAAGGAGGGGCCUGGGUCUUAGAGGGCUCUUCUUUGGAGUCCUCGGCAUGGAAGAGGGAGUGAAACUCCCCUGGGCCCCUGUUUUGGGGGUCCUCUUUUCUCCUCCCGGCUCAUGCCCACUUCCCAAGGCCAAGAAUUCUCUGGGAUUUUCAUGCUCGUGCACAAAAGCAUCUGAGGUCAGUUUCCCCAGGGGAGAGUCGCCUCCUUCCUACAGAUGGGAGGCUCCCUGAGGAGCCUUUGGGCUCACAGGGCUCCACCCCCUCUCCUGGGACGACCCAGGGCUCUGGGUCCUGCUCAGGCAGCUCCCCACUUUCCUGAACACUCAGGGUUCCUUCCCCUCUUCUGGGGCUUUUGGGUCUCCCUGGGCUUUAAGCCUCGCUGGGUCCCUGUGAGCAGGGAGCAAGGGCUCAGCACAUCUGCCUAGGCUGGUCAUGGCUGCGCGGCUCCAUGGGACUGGGUUGGAGCAGCAAUGGGAGGAGGAGGCGGUGGCUUCCCCUAACACCACUCCUGAUCCUGGGGGUCUCUUCUGCUCGGUGUUGACCAAGAGUCCAUCUGCCUGAGACCACCUGUCAGCAGUCAGUCCCUUCCCCGGGGUGGGCAGCUUUUCACAGGCAGGGUGCAGGCUGGGAGGUGAGGAGCACUCUACCACCCGGGGACCCGAGCCCAGGAGGAGGCGCCGCUGGCUGAACGCCUCAGUUGCUCCCCGUGUGGCUUGCGAGGGGAUUCCACUGUCUGCCCCAGCGUCACCAUCUCCUCUCACUCCCUGCUCUGGGCCAGUCCUCUCCCUCCCCCCAGGCCACUCCUGCCCUGAACUAGUGAUGCCAGUUUCCAGAGAGGGGACACAUCCAGAGGACAGCAUGAGUGAAAACAGGGUAGAGGCAGCCAUUAUGGUAACCGUGGCCCCUGGGAGACCUGUCCGCAGAAGGGUGCUGUCCCCUGUGGUUUUCACGGUGAGCUGUGUCCAAGGUGAGCUGACCUGGAGCUAAGGUGGAGCAUGUCAUGGGGCAGAGGCUUGACUCUGGCCUAGGUUUUUAUUUUCAUUUAUUUAUUUUUUGAGGUGCUGGGAUUGAACCCAGGGCCUCGUGGACCACUGAGCGGCACCCCCCGCCCUUAAGCUUUUAUUGAGAACAGUUGGGUGGGCUUGGCCAGAACAAGAGGAGAUGGUGGGUGUCCUCUAGGAGAGCUUACUUAGCCAACGUGGCAGGCUCCAGCCUGAGGGCCAGAAGAAGGGGCGUUGUCGACAGAUGUGGGCUGGUCAGCAGCAGGCCUGGGGAUGCAGAGCUCACGUUUCUGUGUGUGACCGGGGUCACCAGGCAGAGGGUCUCGCAGGAAGCUAGAGAGGAGAGCCAGUAGAGUGUGAGGGCUGGGGAGGAAGGCGUGUGUCCAGAGCACUGGAGCCCAGAGAAGGUGAACUGGGCGGGGAAGUCUCAGGACCAAGGACAGAGCCCACGGCCACCACCAGGGGUAGGAGGAGACACUGACCAAGGCCGAAGGAGAGAGGCCAAAGCCCAUGCAUGUCUCAAGGAGAGCCCAGCUAGAGAGGCACAGGGAGCAGGGCCAGAAGGGGCCACGGAACUUACAGUUCAGAGUCACCGUGGACGCCCAGGACAGCGGGUCAGCAGGCAGAGAUCAGAAGGAGUGGAUAGGUGGCCAGAACUGGGGGACAGGCAUGGUGGCUUCCUAGGCUUUAACACUCCCUCCUCCUCCCCUCCAUCCCAGCCUUCCUUCUAGGUUUCCUUUAUUUAUCCAGUCUUCAUUGCCUUUAUUUCUCCAUCUCUGGUUGUCAUUUUGAGUAUGUCACAUAAAUGGAAGUAGACAGUAGGUAGGAUCGACUUUUGUUUUAAACUAAGCCCUUAAGAUCCUUGGUUGUUGCAGUUAUCGUCCAUUCCUUUUCAUUGCUGAGUAGUCUUCCACUGUUUGAAUGUAGCAAGCUUUGUUUAACGACUUGCCUGUUGAAGACUGUUUGGAUUGUUUCCUGGAUUUUACUAUCAUGAAUAAAGCUGUUGUGAAUGUUCACAUAUAAA